Messenger RNA from Yamadazyma jaroonii, 1098 nucleotides. Lineage: Eukaryota; Fungi; Ascomycota; Pichiomycetes; Serinales; Debaryomycetaceae. The record is from the annotation of a GenBank genome assembly.
AUGUCUAUUCCAUCAGAUCACAAGUAUUAUAAAGAGUUAGAAAUUGCAACUCUAGCUGUUAAAAGAGCUUCAAAAUUAACCAAGAAACUUAGUGAUUCGAUUGCCACCACUAGAAGUUCAGGUUCACAAAUCAAAGAAGACAAAUCUCCUGUCACUGUUGGAGAUUAUGCGGCACAAGCGCUUAUCAAUCAUGCCAUAAAAAUCAAUUUCCCAAAUGACGAGAUUGUAGGGGAAGAAGAUUCUGAAAGUCUUAAAGAUGGAAGUGAAGAAGCUGAUAGACUUAGUAAAAAAAUCUUCGAAAUAAUUCAAGAAGUACAAACUUUAACCCCUUCAUCCUCAGAAAAAAUUGGUGAUUUGACUGACAUUGAAUCAAUUUACAAAAACAUUGACUUUGGUAAUUCAGAAGGCGGUUCAAAAGGUCGUUAUUGGGCUUUGGAUCCUAUUGAUGGUACCAAAGGUUUCUUACGUGGAGAUCAAUUUGCCGUUUGUCUUGGUUUAAUUGAAGAUGGCAAAGUCGUAUUAGGUGUUAUCGGGUGUCCUAAUCUUCCAGCUACCAUAAUAACCAACGAAGAAACCUCAGGAACCGUGGGAGGUUUGUACUCAGCUGUUAAAGGAGUAGGAUCAUUCUACUCUCCUCUUUUUGAGAGCGAUGAUUUCACCCCAUUGUCUCAACAAAAACCUAUUAAAAUGACAAAGGAGACUUCUCCUGACAAAUUGAAGGUUGUGGAAGGAGUUGAAAAAGGACACUCAUCCCACCUGACACAAUCAGAUAUUAAAGCGGCUUUAGGUUUCGACGAAAAAACUGUCAAAAAACAAACCAUAAAUUUGGAUUCUCAAGUUAAAUAUUGUGUUUUAGCUUCUGGUCAAGCUGAUAUAUACUUAAGAUUACCCAUCAAUGAUAAGUAUCGUGAAAAAAUUUGGGACCAUGCUGCUGGUAACAUCUUAAUUUAUGAAAGUGGUGGAAAAGUUGGUGACAUAACAGGGGAAGAACUCAAUUUCGGUAAUGGUAGAUACUUAAAUUCUCAAGGUGUCAUUGCAGGUAAUGAAGCUAUUUUUAGCAAAGUAAUUGAUUCGGUCAAAAGUGUUUUAAGUAGCUAA